Messenger RNA from Penicillium angulare, 1383 nucleotides. RefSeq lists its product as uncharacterized. Bases 1 to 1383 code for a protein of 460 amino acids. Gene Ontology annotation, molecular function: acyltransferase activity, transferring groups other than amino-acyl groups. The transcript has 2 exons. NCBI's taxonomy places the organism in Eukaryota, Fungi, Ascomycota, Eurotiomycetes, Eurotiales, Aspergillaceae. The record is from RefSeq and is a predicted model, not a curated record.
AUGGCUUCACAGAGCUCCCCCACGAAGGCUUAUGUGCUUGGUGUAGGCCUUACCCAGUUUCUCAAGCCACGUCGCACUCGAGAGUAUCCCGAGCUCGGAUAUGAGGCUGGUGUCAAGGCAAUGACCGAUGCCCAGAUCAACUAUGAUGAUGUACAGAUCGGUAUCGGAUGCUACUGUUAUGGCGAUACAACAUCUUCCCAGCGCAUCUUUUAUCAAUUUGGGAUGACAGGUAUUCCCAUAUACAAUACGAAUAAUGCAUGUGCUACAGGGUCCACCGGUCUUCAUUUGGCACGUACCAUGAUCCAGGGUGGUCUUGCGGACUGUAUCCUUGUUGUCGGAUUUGAACAGAUGCGCCCGGGCUCUAUUAAAAGUGUCUGGGAUGAUCGACCUAGCCCGUUAGGUCCCUCAACCACAAUGAUGGAAGAUACAUAUGGAAAGCAUAAGGCGCCACGAAAUGCGCAAUAUUUUGGGAAUGCUGGACAGGAGUAUAUGGACAAGUUCGGCGCCAAAGCUGAAGAUUUCGCGGAGAUAGCACGCAUCUCUCAUGAAAAUUCUCAACGUAAUCCCUACGCCCAGUUCCGCACAGCAUACUCAUUAGAAGAGAUUCUCAACUCAACUCCUGUCUAUGGACCUCUCACAAAACUCCAAUGCUCCCCAACAAGUGAUGGCGCUGGAUCUGCGGUGAUAGUCUCGGAGCGCUUCCUAGCUGCUCGCCCACACCUGAAGUCACAAGCGAUCCUGAUAGCUGGACAGAAGCUUAUGACCGACGGUCCUGAAGUGUACUCUCGCAGUGCGAUCGAUCUAGUCGGAUUCAACAUGUCCAGGCAAGCAGCUCGACUUGCGAUGCAAGAAGCCCAAGUCCGGCCCAGUGACAUCAAAGUAUGCGAGCUUCACGAUUGUUUCUCAACUAAUGAACUGCUGCUUCUGGAUGCGUUGGAAUUCUCAGAGCCAGGGAAGGCGCAUGAGAUGAUACGUCGCGGCGAUAUUACCUAUGGUGGACGUGGCCCAAUUAUUAACCCCUCGGGUGGGCUGAUCUCCAAAGGGCAUCCUCUGGGAGCAACAGGGUUAGCUCAAUGCGCUGAGCUUACUUGGCAACUCCGUGGCUGGGCAAAUAAUCGCCUUGUUCCUAAUGCAGAUGUGGCCUUGCAGCACAAUCUUGGACUUGGGGGCGCAGUUGUCGUAACUGUUUAUAAGAGAGCUGAUGGUCAAAAAAACAGCAAAGUAUCUGAUAGUGAUGUGGAAAAGGGUUCUUGGAUGAGAUACAAUCCCGCUGUUGAAGCUCAACACAUUACUCCUGAAGAUGGUGAGCGUGUUCGUAGCAGAACCAAACGCCACCAAUAUGUGCUGGAAGAUACUGUGAGAAAUCUCCGAGCCAGAAUCUAG